Molecule: messenger RNA, 4715 nt
Organism: Tribolium castaneum (red flour beetle)
Lineage: Eukaryota; Metazoa; Arthropoda; Insecta; Coleoptera; Tenebrionidae
Gene: Usp47
Product: Ubiquitin specific protease 47
Exons: 12
Coding region: 263-4186 (1307 amino acids)
Biological process (GO): protein deubiquitination
Cellular component (GO): nucleus; cytosol
Molecular function (GO): protein binding; cysteine-type deubiquitinase activity
Source: RefSeq, a predicted model, not a curated record
ACAAAUUGGAAAAAAUCCACAAAAAGGUGUGAUUUUUUCAUUAGUAGAUAAUAAAUAAUUGAUAAUUGGGACUCAAAAUCGCACGUAGUGUUUUUCUCAUUGUAAUUUAACGAAUUUGGGGUUUAAAGUCUAGUGUGUUUACGUUUGGGAUUGGCAUUCCUGCUCAAAACGGGGCAAAUGGUGGUGAAAAGUGAGCAAGAUGGCGCGUGAUGAAUUUUAGCACAUGUCAAAUAUUUUUGCGAAAUUGGAGGCGCCCUGAAAAAUGAGGAGGAAAUGUGAGGAGGUGUCGGGCUCUUCGGCCGAUUACGGGCCGAUGAGUACUGAAGAUGUCCAAGUCGAUGUGAAAUACAGCGAUGAUCUUGGGAACAAAACUCCAAAACAACUGCUCCUGAACUCCACUACGACAGUGUCGAGUAUUGAGAUGUUUGUCCGAGAUGAGUUUCCAAACGAUCACGAAAGUCUUGAUCUCGUACUCCAGUAUGAGGAUGGAAAAGAAAUUUGCCUCAGCGACCACAAAACCAGCUGUAUGGCAGACCUCGGCAUAACCCUAACACCUGGACAUAAUUACACAAUUCUCGUUUCACCAUCAGAAAAACGCAACAUGUCUUUGUACGUUAACGACGUCACCGAAGAUGAUUUACUAUUAGGAGCUUCGGCUAGUCCAACAACCGGUGAAGUUUUAUCAUCUAGUGCAAGCGAUAGUGCUGCCCCUAUCGACGAUUAUCCCGAACAUGGUCAUUGUUCGAGAUGUCGUAUUGGACCGACUGGUGAAGAAUCGUCCAAUAAUGUUGAAGCAAUGAGUGUUGUUGAAACUACGAAUUAUGUCGGUCUAGUCAACCAAGCAAUGACGUGUUAUUUGAACAGUUUGGUUCAAGCGUUGUUUAUGACACCAGAAUUCAGAAACGCCAUCUAUAAUUGGGAGUUUGAUGGACAGAAUGAGGCCAGGUCUAUACCCUAUCAGCUGCAGAAGUUGUUCCUCAAUUUACAGACGUCAACGAGGUCAGCCGUUGAGACCACCGACCUAACCACCAGCUUCGGUUGGCAAGGAAGUGAAGCAUGGCACCAGCACGACAUCCAAGAGCUGUGCCGAGUCAUGUUCGAUGCGUUAGAGCGCAAAUUCAAAGACACCAAACAGGCAAAUCUAAUUAACGAUUUGUACGAAGGCACCAUGUUAGACUAUGUCAAGUGUUUAGAGUGCGGUACGGAAAAAUCCCGCGAGGAUACGUUCCUAGAUAUUCCGUUGCCGGUGAGACCGUUUGGUAGUACAGUAGCGUACAAUAGUGUCGAAGAAGCGCUGAGAGCGUUUGUCCAACCGGAAACAUUGGAAGGAAACAAUCAAUAUCAUUGCGAGAAAUGUAAUAAGAAGUGUGACGCACACAAAGGUUUGAAAUUUAUAAAAUUCCCUUAUUUACUCACAUUGCAUUUAAAGAGGUUCGAUUUUGACUACAACACUAUGCACAGAAUCAAGUUGAACGAUAAGGUUGUGUUUCCUGAAAAACUUAAUUUAAAUUCUUUCGUGCCUAAUAAUAGGAGUGAAAAUGAUGGGUUGGAGGAGAGAGAUACGGUUGUAAGGUGUGAUGAGUGUAGUACGACGGAUUCUGGAUCGGCUUUGGAUGAUGAGAGCUGUCAGGGUACUGAUUUGUCUUCCACUGUUAAUGAUCAUGACGAUAACUGCGAGGAUAGUGAUGAAGGAAUCGACGUAAGUUCCGGCAACGCACACCACGAAAACGACGCCAAAGGCCCCUACAUUUACGAACUGUUCAGCAUAAUGAUCCACUCAGGCAGCGCCUCUGGUGGUCACUACUAUGCUUACAUCAAAGAUUUCGACAAAAACCAAUGGCUGUGUUUUAACGAUCAGAGCGUAAACCGCAUCACCGAAGAAGACAUUAAAAAAACCUACGGUGGCGGCCCCCAAAAAGGCUACUAUUCAGGCGUCUACACCUCUAGUACAAACGCCUACAUGUUAAUGUAUCGUCAAAUCGACAAAGACCGAAACUGUGGCGCAAUGAAAGUCGAGGAAUUUCCACCGCACAUGCAAAAAUUGCUCCAGAAUAUGCGAAAUAAGGAGAAGACCGAUCGAUUGAAUAAAGAAAAGCAAAAUAAUUCGUUCCGGCUGACGGUUAAUUGUUACCAUCCAUAUACGGAGGAGAUGAUGGAUGUGAGGAUUAGUUUGUACUUGGAUUCGACGCUGGAAGAUGCCGUCCAGAUGGCGCAUCGUCGGUUCAAGUUGGAAGGGAUUGUGAAUGUUGAUGAUUGCAGGAUGGUUAUUUUUAAUAAGAAACAAUCAUGUAUCGACUGUAGUUUCGAGUCCGAUGACCUUAAAUUCUGUGAUAUUGACGAUAAUUAUAAAGUGUGUUAUCAGGAAUGGCUGUUAGACAUCAGGGAGCCAGGAACGGAGUUUACAACCUACAAGAAAGGAGGAGUCAACAAGAGAACAUACUACGUAAAUAUCGAAACAGAGGACGUCAGGGAACCGUUUAUGGUGCGGAUCGACGUUGGCGAUACUGUUGGUGAUGUAAAAAAUAAAAUUGCCGAACAGUUGGAAACGAACGUUAAUAACAUCAAGGUUGCAAUUGCGAAAUUUUGCAAUGAGGGCAAAUACUUAGAUGACGACAACGCGACGCUUGCUAUCGAUAAUACCUCCCCUGAUUUCAAACUGUACGUUACAAAUGCGAUAGAUGAGGAUCCAGAUAAGAGUUUUGAAAAUUCUAAGUUUAAGAAAAUUAUUGAUAGGUUUGAGAAUAUCGUUUAUUUGAGUGUUUUGUUGCCGGAUACUGAUCCAGUGACUUUGGAUGGUUUGUUUAUACCAAAUUUGGAUCCUGAUAAAUUGGGUGCUGUAACGACUGAUCGAACCAAUUCUCCUAGUCUUAGGAUUUCGCCACAACCGGGCGUUUUGAGUUGUGGCGAUAAUUUCGGUGAUCAGAGCAACAGUGAGGAUAGUAGUUUGAGUGAUAGCGAUAGGACGCUUGUAGGAGAUGCACCAGGUGAAUGCCAGGGCAUUUUCUCGAGCAGUUCCACAUCGCCCGCCGACCAGCACAUGACCUCCCCCAUGGACCCCGCCGAAGACAUGUACAACUACGACGUUCUCGGCAAUCCGUCCGAAGAAAUGAACUGGGAUUCCCACGCAACUGGCGUCAUCCGCAACGCCACCUUUUUCAAACUCUUGAACACGCGCGAUUGCCGGCGCGGCGUUUCGGACGCGAAUUACGCGAAAAUAUGCAAAGUGUUCGUCGAUAAUCGCAUGACUUUAGAAACGUUUAAAAAAUAUCUAGAAUCGGUAGUUAGGGUUCCUAAGGAAUAUUUUAAAAUUUACCGACAGUAUCCGAGUCCGGACGAGGAAUGGUCGAACUUAUCCGACACUUUACGACUGGCUCGCGACGGUCAAACGCUCACUGUUAAGUUGGGCCGAGCGUUGGCGAUCAACGAAUUCAGUUGUAAGGUUUAUUUGUUGCGACCGGAAAGCACCGAAACCAAUCACUUCCUAUUCGAACAUAUCUUAACUAGGGGACAAUCCGUAGGCCAAGUCAAGAAGGAGAUUUUGUUCAAGGCGAAAAAGCAGCACAUGUUGGAUAUACAGUUUAAUAGAUGUCGUCUGAGGGAGAAGUGUUUGAAAAAGCCGAGGAAAGUUUAUCUCGAUGAUCAAACCUUCUCGGAUGAUAUUCUAGUGUUGAGCAGUUACGAGCUGUACCUCCAGGAGUUACCAUAUCCGGAGAAAGUUACUUCAACCAAUCAGCUUGUUUUGUUUGCGCGACAUUGGUGUCCGGCAACGAUGACACUUGAGCCGUUUCAGGAAGUUAUUAUUGAUACUCCGACCAUGUCCGAAUUAAAAACGAAAGUGGCCGAACUUUCGAAUAUUCCCGUCGAAAAUGUCCAAGUAGCAUUUGUCAAAAGUACAUUUCCUUGCGAUAUGCAUUUGUUAGAUAUACACACUGAGUUGGAGUGGGAUCCGAACGUGACGCAUUUGUAUCAGUGGCCUCUGCAGGUGGAUGAUGGAACUGCCUUUUUCUACAGAGAUGGGCGCGAGGAGCUGAAAGAGUUAACGUAUGAGGAGAAGAAAGAGAUUAACAUAAGGGAGAACACGCGCUUGGGUCGCGUCCCCUUGAAGAGUUGUGCCACGUUGGAGAAGUCGUUGCGUAUUUAUUUAGAUAAUUGGCCUUCUGAAACAGAGGACAAUUGUAUAGACUGACAUGCCAGUAAACAAUACAAUAAUUCGUUACCUUACUGCAUCCUAAGCUGAAUCGACGACUACGAUGCGCCGGAUAAGUUGUAUGGACUGUUUUAAAUAAUACAAUGUUUUUUUUAGCGGCGGACGUCGAAAUGGCAUUGUUGUAUUUUAAUUAAUUUUGUAAUUGUUUUUAUGCCAUGCAUUCAUGCUCUCGAUUUUUCAUUAAUAUUGUUAUUUCGUUUGUUUCAUUUAUAUUUAUUUGUUUUAACGUUAGACAAUAGUUUGGAAAAGUUUAAAUUAUUGUACACUUUUACUUUAUCGUACGAUUUGUAGUUUAGUUUUUUUUUUUCGUUUUGUCGGACUUGUCUGUUAUCGUUUAUUACUGGCAUGGUUGAAACCCCAUUUUAUAGUUUCCCAAAAUGAAUUCUGGGGCAGAGCCACCUGAAGACAAACGUUCAUUUUGAGGAAUUCAUUUUGCUAACGCUUGUCAUUAUACAGCUACUUUGUAAAAAUAUUUAUUUGUGACUGAUCAAUAAAAUCUUUAUCUACA